AUGCAGCUCAAGUAUAUUCAAUGUCAAGCUAAUAUACAUCAUUGGCCAUUGUUCCUAAUAACAAACAGGUCCACAGAUUGUAAUUUAGAAUGUUUUUUUCAUUCCAGUUUCAAAUCACCAACUUCAUUUUAUUGUUUCAGUAACAUGUUCUGUUGGCAGACUUACAAUGCACUAUUUAUACUUCGUUGUAUCACCAAAUUCUUUGUGGAGAACUUGAAAGAAGAAGAUUUGGUACGCCAGUUUGAGGCUUGCCCAGCCCGACAGCCUGAUGGUACACGUCGUGAUGAUGAGAAUGUGAACCAGCUGGACCUUUUUCUGGACUCCUUGAUAGAGAUAGUGGUUGAUGUUCCUCUCAAAGACUUCACUUACCCAUUACACCUAGAGGCUAUCAACUGCCUGCUAGUGCUGCUGUCUGUGCAGAUGUUCUCACAACAACCUGCCUCGAAGUCCUGCAUUUACAGGAGUUUGAUGCAGGGUCGCUACUCGAUACAUGCUCCACUGCUUGUCAAAACCCUCCUCCAACACUUUAUCAGCCAAGACAAGGCACCUCCAGGCCUGUACAGGAGUUCUGCAGGGGGAAGUGUAGUGAUUGGUUUGGCCUCGGAACUAUGGAACAUGCUGACAUUUGGCAUGACUCGUGGCAUUGCGUCUGCUUCUCCAGUAUCAUCUGACAAUGUGACUGUGGUGAAGCCUAAUGAGGUUUCAGAAUCACCACUGUCAAACCAGGCGCUGCUGUUGGUACUUGUGCUAGCAAACCACUGCACUAGUGACAAGAACCUCCACAACCCAUACAGACAGGCUCUCUUCUCCUGUUCCAAUUCACAAGACCCAUGCAAUGAAGCAACACCAACUAGGGCAGCUGCUACAUUUAAACUGGACCUGGGCCGUUUGUAUACAACACUCUGCAAUGUCCCAAGCUCAGACCAGACUACAUUGCUGCUGUACCUCCUGGUUCACCGCAACCGACAUGUCAAGACGUAUAUCAUGUCCCGCUCUGACAUAGAACUGUUGGUGGUGCCUGUACUGAAGACUCUGUACCAUGCUCCAGAUAGCAAUUCUCAUCAUAUAUAUAUGUCUCUUAUCAUCUUGCUCAUUCUAAGCGAGGAUGACCUCUUCAAUAAGACUGUACAUGAAAUGAUGCUGAAGGGGGUGACCUGGUACACAGAACGCUCAAUCUCCGAGAUCUCAUUGGGUGGUCUGCUGGUACUUGUGGUGAUCCGCACCAUUCAGUACAAUAUGCUGAAGAUGAGAGAUAAGUAUCUUCACACAAAUUGCCUGGCUGCACUUGCCAACAUGUCAAGUCAGUUCCGAUCACUGCAUCCAUAUGUGAGUCAGCGUUUAGUUAGCCUGUUUGAGACUCUUGCAAAGAAACAUAAUCGCCUUGCUGAUCAAAUUCAACAGCAGGACGCAGUAGGGUCAGCCCAUGUCACAGUUGUCAAUAUGGAGGACACAGAGAAACCAUCAGACUUGGUUCAGGACCUUGGUGUCUUGGAAGAGGUUCUGCGCAUGGUCUUGGAGAUAAUCAACUCAUGCUUGAGUCACCAGCUGGCACACAACCCUAAUUUGGUAUACACGCUUCUGUACAAGAAACAUGUGUUUGAGCCAUUUCACACCCACCCUGCUUUCCAGGACAUUGUGCAGAACAUUGGUGCUGUGAUCCUGUACUUCUCCAGCAGGCUGGACCAAGUUCAGAAGGACUUGAGUGUGGCUGAGGUCCUGGCCACUGUCCAGCAUGGGGCCCUUCAAUGGCCUAAGGAGAGGCUGAAGAAAUUCCCAGACCUGAAAUUCAGGUAUGUGGAAGAAGAUGAACCAGAGGACUUUUUUAUCCCGUAUGUGUGGUCUUUGGUGUGUCAGUCUUCCGGGCUGUAUUGGAAUCCAGCAAGCAUCAAGCUGUUUGCUGCAGACAAUGGCUCCCCCUUGGUCUGUUGAUUGUUUUGAGAACUGGUGAUUUCUGAAAUAUCUUCAUGGUUGUAAUUAGUGACAUAACUAUGAGCAUUUGUGCAUGACAGUGUUUUUAUGAGAUACUGUGGCCAUACUCAUCAUGAUCCAGUUACUUAUGCUGCCAUGGCCAUAGUCAUUAGAUACCAUAUUAAUCUUCAUUGUGCUAUAUAUAUUGAAAUAAGAAAUGAGAGAUGAGUCAAAGCCUGUGAAAUCAGAAUCAUAAAAUUGGAAGAGGAAAUGUUAUGUUUAUGCACAUUUAUAUUAGAACAUCUAUGUAGUGGUUUAUUUAGUGUGCAUUACCUACUACCGUUCCCUUCACAUUUUUGUGUAUCAUAAAACUGGUUCUUUGUUAUAUUUUUUCUCUGAGAAUGUACUAUGUGUAUCAAUAUAUCAAAUAAUAAUAAAUUGUUAAUAUAUGUUGAUACAUUUACAGACUUCCAACUUUGAGGACAUAAAAGUGAAGGUGACAGCCUUCUGGGAUGUUGUGCCAUGUAGUCUUGUGGAAGGUAAUUGAUGUUUCAGAAGUGCCUACUGCCUCCAUCAUCAGGGCAAUCAAUAAGCUGCUCACAAAAAAGUAGUUGGUAGAAUGGGAAGAGGCUGGACUAGGUUGAAACUUGGCUGAACCAAUGGAUAAGGGGGCGAGGAUCAAGGUAAGGACAGACAGAGCAUGGGAGCCAAUUGGAGAGUAGGGGUGACCACAGCCUGGGGCAAGGGGGGAGACACAAUAUGAAACUCGGUUUUGACCUGGGUUAGUCUGCUUUUUUUCUGUGUGUGGCUUACUUAUUGACCUGAUGCCAGAGAUGAAUUGCACCUCUGAAACAUCAGUCAACUACAAGACUACAGCUCAGUACCCCAGAAAGGUGUAAUUUUCAUAUGCAUCACUGUGAGAUCCUGAAAUGUUAUAGAUGUAAAAGUGUGCUAUAACCAUGGUUCAAGAGUUGAAAGACUUGGUGUGUUUAAAAGGCAUUCUUGAUAUGGAAUACCUAAUUUCAUGAUAUAGUCUUCAAAGUGGAACCAUAGUUAUCUGAUGCCAUAUGCUUGAUUGUUUUCUCAGGGCUCUGUUAGGAAAGAACUUUUAAUUUCCCCAAGUCUAAUUAAUGUAAUGACUGUGGCCAUUGUCAGUGAAAGACUAUAGUCACUUGUGAAAUUUAUCUCCAGACGCUCAUCUACGGUUACUUUGUUCAGUUGUGUCAGUAUAUAUGAUUCCUUGCUUAUAGUAAUAUUUGGUCCUCUCUUAGUGUAUUCUGGUCUAAUCAUCAUUAUACCAAAAUACUGUUAAUGCCUUUCUUAAUGUAAUUUUCUAUAUUAUGUGCAUAUUGAAUGUGUUAGAAAUAUUGUUACAUUUAUCAUUUAAAUUUUAUUUAAUUGUCCAAUUGGGGUCAAAAUGAUAUCCCAAUAUAAUCUACUUAAUCUGUAUGGAGAAUGUAAGAAUAUAUUUGUAAAUGAAUUUAAAUUAUUAUUUUUUUGUGUAAAGAGAA
Molecule: messenger RNA, 3419 nt
Organism: Zootermopsis nevadensis
Lineage: Eukaryota; Metazoa; Arthropoda; Insecta; Blattodea; Termopsidae
Source: RefSeq, a predicted model, not a curated record